Phialemonium atrogriseum is the source of this 1405-nucleotide messenger RNA. Its product is annotated as ankyrin repeat-containing domain protein. The coding region runs from base 489 to 1361 and encodes 290 amino acids. Gene Ontology annotation, biological process: protein localization to ciliary inversin compartment. The record is from RefSeq and is a predicted model, not a curated record. NCBI's taxonomy places the organism in Eukaryota, Fungi, Ascomycota, Sordariomycetes, Cephalothecales, Cephalothecaceae. Gene Ontology annotation, molecular function: protein binding. The transcript is spliced from 3 exons. Gene Ontology annotation, cellular component: ciliary inversin compartment.
CCAAAAUCACGAAAAAAUACGCGAUGCGGAAGGUGGUACCUUUUGCACCAAGACCUAGCCAGUAACGACCAGCGUUUGCCUGGUCAGUGCAACGCUGCACCUUACGUGCUUGAGAGAGAUCUGUUCCGGAGUCCGGAGACAGUGCUGUGCCGGGGGUAGAUCGUAUCAUCAUAGCGCUCGGCGGUCCUCUCAAGUCGGGUCCACUGCAUUGUACAAUUUGAAUCCUUCUGACGCGGAGUGCAUAGAAGAAAACAAAGAUCUCUGUGAGCAAUCAAGGCCAUUUGAUCCAAGUCCGAGCCUGGUCAGGGAUACGCAGGACUGGAACUACAGGCCGUAUUAGGGCCGAGACUAUUUUACAUUUUAUGUACAGCAGUCUCUAGGUUUGGUUAUUUUCUUUUGGCAUCCUGGUAGUCGGCCUUGGUUUGCACAUUACCUGCCAGCUACAGAUUCCAAUAAGUCCUUCGGUCUCGUUACCCAGGCCCUCCGCCAUGCGUAAGAGCGGCAGUGGUGUGGUCAGUGAGCAAAGGAAGAAACAGAACAGGGAAGCUCAACGCACCUACCGGAAGAGCUUGAUAAAACGGAUCGAGGAUCUAGAGUCUCGGCAAGGGCUAAAUGACUCGAGUCCUCCCGACCAGAGUGCCAGCAUCAACACCGAAGGGACCAGCCUGCCACUUCUGGCGAUGGGCAGCAAUGCUAACGACUACCAGCGAGAUGACGUAGGGCUGGCAUUGUCGAUGAAUGGCCUCACAACUCAGUCUCUGGCUAGGCCAGUACUUCACGACUCUCCCUUCCAGUAUUCCUCAUUCUUGGACGCACCGUGCAAUGAGCAAGCAGCUUUCCCCAGUCAGGAAAGCUUGGCUGCAUACGCCAACAGCGGAUCGAACAUGCAGCCCGACAAUUUAAGACCAGGAUCCGGAAACGGGACUGUGACAUUGCCGAAAUUUCCUGUUAUCGAAACCAAGCCUGCAGCAGUCGAUAGUCUGGCCAGCCGCGACGCCACCCUGGAUAAGACCUGGGGCCCACCUGCGUGCGCCGUGGCCGGGACAGCACUCCACGUGGCCAUUAUUAACGACAAAGAGUCGAUUGUGAAGCUGCUCCUGGAAAGAAGAUCAGACGUCAACGCUCGGGCUCAACAGCAAGAGGACGCCCUACACCUAGCUGUCAAGUGCGGCCAAGCCAACAUCGUGCGCAGAAUCCUCGAUGCCGGUGCGGAUAUCAACAGCAUGGAUGAAUGUGGACAAACGGUACUGUGCAAGGCAAUCAUAAACGGGGACGAAGACAUGGUGCGUCUCUUGCUAGACUGUGGCGCGAAUGUCAAUCAGUCUAUUGCCUAUGUCAUACCGCACAGGAUAAGCAGGUAGUCAGAGGAGCAAGAUAAAUCUAACAAAUAAGUUGCACGUGGAAA